CCUCGCAUACAACGCUCCAUGACACCACGAAUCUCUAUCGUGAAAUUAAACAACGAGCUUCAUAUAACAAAAAGUGUUCUUUGUUCACUUUAAUUUGCUGACUCAUAACUAUAACGUUUAAUUCGUGUUAUUUAGGUUUACUGUCGAAUGCGGUGUGAGGUUUGAAGUGCUACCUCAGUUCGACUCGGCUUGGAGAUCAGAUUGAAGAACAGCGGACGCUUUGUGUUACAGUAACGAAAUAAUUGAGAAAUAACGACAACGCCAUUAACUUUGCAGGAGUAGCGUUAUUGUUGUCGAAACUUUCACGCAAUAAGGGUCCGGCUGUGAUAAUAUUUGGCAGAAGACGAGAUCCUAGACAAACACAGACUACUUUCGCUGAAUUCGACGAUCACGGGUUAGAAUGAAGAACAUCUAUGCGGCGUCUGAUACUCCAUCAUGCCGUUUGACAAAGGCUCAUCGAGCUAGAAAUGAACGAUGAAAACGAACUAAAUUUUGGAUCUGUACAAGCCUGUUUUGUGCUAACAUUCUAGAUAUGCAUAAGGCCUACUUCCAAAGCCGGAUACAAAAAUUCGAUACAAAGUGAUUUUAUCAUUCGACGUGAAUUAAAACAGGUCAACAUGCCGCCUUUGGAUACGAUAGCAUCACAGGAAUCAACUACACUAAAUAAAUCAACAGCAGCGCCAACCUCCGCGAGUCUGCUGGCUCCUUCAAAUCAGUCCACCGAACCUCAGCCGGGGGUUGCCAGAGUGAGCGUAGAAAAUGAAAAACCACGCGCUGUGCCUCAAAGAAAGGUUACCAGAAUAAUGGGUGUCGAGUUCGCACCAAUCAAUACACCCCUUGAGAGACGGCUGCAGACGUUCUCAGUCGCCGCUAUGAGCCUUUCGUUCGCUUUUGCAGGUCUCGGUGGCUGCAUCCUCAGCUUUUACUUAAUCUCCUUUACCUCCUACUAUUGGAUACCUCUUAUUUACUUGGCGUGGUACAUCUACGAUCUGGACAUUUGUGAACGAGGGGGAAGACGCGCAAUUUGGCUGAGGAAGCUCCGCCUUUGGAAAUACAUGAGGGACUACUAUCCCGUUCGAUUAAUUAAAACCGCUGAAUUGCCAGCUGAUAGAAAUUACAUUAUAGGAUAUCAUCCACACGGAAUCAUAGGUUCGGGUGCUAUUGUAAACUUCGCUACUGAAGCAACAAGGUUUAGUGAAACAUUUCCGGGAAUUGUACCAUAUACGCUCACACUACGUAUGAACUUCCUAUUUCCGUUUUAUCGCGAGCUACCUCUCCUCUACGGUAUGUGUUGUGUUUCAAAGAAAUCACUUGAAUGGAUUCUAAACAAUAGGGGCAAAGGAAACGCCGCUGUAAUUGUUAUCGGUGGAGCUCAAGAGGUUCUCGACGCUCACCGUGGAAGCGAUUAUCAUUUGACCCUAGCACACCGAAAGGGAUUUGCCAGAGUGGCACUGGAGAAUGGGGCCGAUCUGGUUCCAGUAUUUUCCUUUGGAGAGAAUGAUAUUUUUUACCAAGUUGAAAACCCGCCAGGAUCAAAACUUCGAGCCUUCCAGGAACGCUUUAAGAAGCUUUUUGGGAUAUCACCUGCAAUUUUUCAUGGAAGAGGCGUUUUUCAAUACACGUGGGGUUACGUACCUUUCCGAGCGCCCAUCACCACAGUCGUUGGAUCUCCAAUCCACGUCGAUCGGGUAGCAAAUCCAACGCAGGAACAAGUGGACGAAUUGCAUACGAAAUAUAUUGAGCAACUGAUUGAUCUCUUCGAAACGUACAAACAUCGAUGUGGGGAAUCGGCCAAAAAAAUUGUGCUUGACUAAACAAACGCCUGUGCGUCACACAAAAAAAUCAGCUCUAAUGAGCUGUACGUGUACGUUUUGUCACCUGAAGCACAAAAACAAUAAAUUACUUGAAUAUAGAGGGAGUAUAUAAAAUGUGCCUUGAUGUACAGUAGACUACUUAGUUGAAAUAUGUGGACGGAAGCACACUUUUGUAUUUGUACUUUUUUGUAAGAUAUACAGAAAAAAAAAUUAGCUUAAUUGCCGUUGUGAGAUUAUUAAUAAUAUAUCAAUAAUAAUAAUAAUUCGCCACAGAACAUGAACAUUUAUAAAUUGCUUACAGAAUCAAUAUCAGCCUUCAAGUCCGUUUGUUUUGUGGUUCCAAUUCUUUUUGUAUAGAAGCUAGAAAUGGACGGAACACAUUAUCUAGUUUUAGCCAAGUUUAAUGCUAUUACUCAUUCGUUCUGUUAAUUUUCAUUUCUGCGCGAGUCUCUUUCACUGUCCAUUACAGGGAUUGAUCGAUUUAGCCUCUGCAAUCUUUCUCCGUUACGACAAAAAGGGGCGAAAACGGCCUUCCUAACGUUGACAGUGGUUGAACUUGUAACACGACCGAAGCGACCUGCUGGCCAGUCUUCGCAUGUAUUUAUACGUACGAUGUCGUGCGAAUAGACAAUGUUUAUGUACAUGUCAAUACGGUGCAUUGAAUCAUGGCUGACGUAGCUGUUCAUGUGUAAAUUUCUCUCUCUUAUUCCGUUCAUUCUAUGAUGACUGUGUGUGCAGAAGUGUGAAGUAAUUGUGUUUCUUCAAUCAUCAUUUUUCUCUCUUGCCUGCUUCAUGCUAGACGACGUUGAGCGACGUAUUGAGCGCGAGCUGAGCUGAGGUGCGGUGCCCUGUGAUGUUGAGGCUACGUCAGCUCGUGCGUAUAAGGGAGCACGUGUAAACAGAACGCGCUUCGUUUGUCGGACACGAUGGCAGGGGCAUGUUUCUCUUCUCCUCCUUUGAUUUAUUAUUCAUUCGCCUUCGUCUACUAGUCAUCGUGGUUGUCGUCAUAGUCGUCGGCUAUUGUAAGUAAAUCACUCUGAUUUGAUGCAACCUCAAAUCAUGGCCUGGUCCGCUUGUCGUUAGUUCCUUCUCUCCGCAUCCGGAGGAGGCUGGCUCGUCUACGGAUAACGUCCGCUCGCAGUCAUUAUUAUUGUUACGUAGUACAGAGACCCCGCCAGUCCCUCCAGAGUGGUCAGAUGAACAGGUUUAUUCCUUACCCCACCCCCUUCCCCCCGGGUCAAUCAGACCUGAGCUCCUACUUUAGGAUACUACAAAAGGUUUGCUGCGACGUCCUCAGAAUCCAACUGUCACUCCACCUUUUUUUAUCGGUCUUUUCCGCUUGUGUCGGCUGUUACCCUCUUCAUUGGGACAGUUACUCCUUCGAGAUGUCGUCGCUGUUCGGGCUUCAAUAUACCUUACUCUCUAAUCCAACAAAACUGCCUCUUUUUGUCUAAGUAUAUAUGCAUGUGUUUGUACGUCUAAUACUAUUUCUUGUUUAUCGUUUACGGUUGUAACCGGUUGCGCAGUAUGUACAGAUGAGCACACCGUCUGAACAUAGUUAUAUCGAAGCAGAGAUAUAUAGAGUGUCUCGCCAUGUCGAUCAAUGCCUUAAGAACCCUAAAGAUGUUAUAGCCGUUUGUGGUAUCUAUUGCUGCGUCUCCUUUCGGGUGCUAAAAAUAAUUUCACUUCUAGGAGAAUAAGAAAGUCGUACAUAUCGAAUAACAGUUGCAGGAAUCUAUAGUUUGUAUCUACUUUAACUAACUAUAGCUGAACCUAUGGUAAGUAGUUUAGUGCCAUUAGUAGCAAGGUGAUCCGGUCUCUCUGCCUUUCAAGAUGCCGCCGGCAUGUCCUCACAACAGGUUGCUGAACGGAUCAACGGAAAAAAGGCUGAGAAUAGGGAGGCAGUAGUGAUAGUAAGUAACGUGCUCUGUAACACAUGCCGAUGGUGCGGGGGAGUCGUCAACGUCGACAGUUCGCCUCCGCUAGCAGUUUCGUUUUGUCCUUUAGCGGGAUUCCUUCACCCGCUGUCCUGCAACCGAAAAUGAACCAUAACGAGUGAGUGAAUGACAAGGGCCGAGUGCGACUUGUCCGCGUCAGCGUCGGCAAUUCGAAGAUCGCAGAUCGUUGUAACGUGAUUGUGGCAAGGCGAUUGUAACACGUCAAACGGACGUACCGUCUGCGACUGCACUGUCUGUUGUUGCCACAGCAGCAAAGACGCCGAAGACGUUUGUCGUACUUUGUCGGUCGCUUCUCCAACGAUUUUCUGUUAGGCCGAAUAGCAAACGACGCGCGGGGGAGAUCUUUUGUUACUGCUGAUUUGAUCCAUUGUCAGCAAAGUUUAUCUGGCUGGCUGGCAGGCAUUGUUCGAUCAAAAAGAUGUUUUUGGGUAGUUCCGCCGAUGGUGCAGUAUUGUUAUAGAGAUGAGAAUUACGAUUGAACAGUCAAAUUCGCUGAUUUGACUUGACCAUAUCUACCAGGCACACUUUUUCACACAGGCACAUGAAACUGGGCCCGUAUAUUCUAUAAUCGUAACCGUAUACACUUCGCGUGCCGUGAUACCUUCAGCAAUAACGUGCUACUCUAAUUUUCAAUGAGAUGAAGUUCGCCUAGUUUGAAUUCGCGCAUAGACAUCGUUUCCAGUGUAUCAAACUAACACAAAUGAUAAUAACAAUGGCUUGAAAUUAACCGAUUUCCAGGUGUCAAGAACAAGGUAAUCUCGUUACCUAUACUAAAUUACAUCGAGUCAAUCGUGUAAGCCCCACUGACAGCGUACACCAUACCGAGGGCUGGUUGCCAAUUGUUAUUCAAUUGGACGAACAUUAUAUUAGUUUACCUCUUGUCCCGUAUCCUCUUUUAGGCAAAGGCUAUAGACAGACAGAAAGCGUAUCAGUAAACAACAGGCGCCAAUAGCUGUGAGCGAUUGAUGACGCUUUUCAAAAGUCAGUGAAGCCCUACGCUGUACUAAAUCAUCUGAUCACGAAGAUCCGGCUUACAUGUAUAGGUAUUAUGUACUGCACGUAGUUAAUAGAUAGCUAAUCCAGCUUAAUACUAUUUUUUAGCGCUGUAAUGCUGGCUACUUUCGGAAUACCAAUUAUACUGAUAAGAAAUAGCGGUCUAUCUAACGGGUUGUGCGCUACAAGUAAAUGGGUUAAGCAGGUCUGCCGAAGCAUUAGAAUGGGCUACGAGAAACAGUUCACAAUCGCAAAUCGGUCUGAUAAACAAUCUGGUGUCAUCUUUGCUUGUUAUUACCUCUUUAAGCUCUAAUAUUUCAACUUCCUCCGUUCGCUUUAUAACACGUGCUACAUCACAUAUGUCGAACGCGAAGUUGAAAAGUUCAUUUGACAUAUCGAAUUUUAUUAGAGUCGAUCAACAAAUCCGUGUGAAAAAAAUGCAUACAUGUAGGGUCGAGAAUUAAUCAAAGAAAAAAAUACUGAAUUUGUACAACAUGAGGCAGAUGUGGACGUGGCCUAAAGCAACCAGUAGAUAUAAGGAAUAAACUAUUUUCAAAGAAAACGUGCAAAAAUAAGUGUACGAAGCAAUACUAAGUAUUUUAUUUACCUGUGCCUUGUUCAUUGCAGCUGGAUAAAGGCUCCGCAGCGCUGAACAUGUGCAUUCGAAUAGUCGUUCUAGAUAUAUUAGAAGAUUGAAAUGGCGGUGAGAUUGCUAUACGUUUGAUAACAAUCACAUUGCGCAGAAGAGUUCAAAACGCUUAGCACCUGAUCAAUAGAAAAUCACGUGAGCAACAUACGAGAAUUUCGUCUAUCCGUUAACCUCUAUCUUUUCGAAGAAUAUUCAUAUAUCAUAGCUGUUUGAAAGUGAUCAGACCCCUAUAUUAUAGCAUAUCUCGGGGCUAUUCUUGUCCGAACAUCACAAAAUUCACCAUUACCGCAGUCGUCGUCGUCGAUGAUGAUGGUCACUACAGUCAGCCACCCCCGUCGCUCUGAUAGCUGUACAACAGUUCUAUAUGGUCCGCCCCUCUGUCACGACAGGCUUCAACAGAUCGCGGACGAAAUUAAAUAAAGAUGUCUAGUCUACCACAAGCUCUACUACUGUUCCUUCUUCUGCUGCUGCUGCUGCUGCUAUUACUUGAACUAUGCGACGUAUAUAUGUAUAUGCAACUAUGACGAUCGCCACGCACUACAAGUACGCGCAUAGGACGAAGGACGUCUCUAUGAACUUACCUGUCCUGAAUUACCUUCUAAAAUCAUACGUACAUGUGCAGUCAGCGCGUAGAAAUGAAACGGAAGAAUAAUAUAAAAAAAAAUGAAGAAGAAGAAGAAGAAAACCAUAGACAGAUAAGGGAGAGAACGAUAGAAAAAGAGAGAGAUUUUACAAGCAAACAAGUAGAAGCACCGUGGCCGAAACUACGCUGGCUGUGGUAACCAUAACCUCAUAGCUCUACAGGCCCGUUCCGUAGCAGUACGAUUAUUUGCAGCUACUACCACGGUUGACUGAACCAUCGAAGUCUCGCUUAGGUCCGCAAUGACUAUAACUUGGCUGAGCGAUUGGCUAACUCGGGUCGAUCGAUCUAGUCGGACAUCUUCAAACAACGCGGAUGCACCAGCACUGAUUGAAGAACGCAAGCGAAGCCAGUUACCAGUAGAAAUGGCUCGAGAAACAGAAAAAUCCUACCAUUACAUCUCCUAUUUUCUUUACGGUAAGCCCGUUUUCCUCUCCAUCGGCUCGUCUGCACUGGUCGUUCGUCAGCUGGAGCUUUUGAUAUUGCUUACUUACUCCUAACGCCUGAUACCUCGAGGAAUUGAUAAGCACAUAUGGAUCACUUUCGUCCAUAUUGGUUGAUUUAUGCUGCUAAAUAUGUUUAGGUGGCGGGAGUCGCUAGCGCAAGUUUCACUUAUUAACGUAUGCUUCACUACAUAUGUGAUAAAAUCUUAAAAAAAACACAUCUUAUUGUCUGUUCUUAUAAAAUUUGUUGUAAAAAAAUUUGUUCUUCUAGAAUUGCGACAAAUUAUACCGUGCCGCUGAGAAAAACAGAUAUAAGCCAAUCACAAACACCAAAGAUUAGCAGCUAUCAUAAAUAUUAAUUAAUAACGAUAAUAAAUUUAUAGUUUCCAGAAACUGCGAUCGAAUGUGGUGAAGACCAUCGAUAUACGAUCAUUUGAAAGAUGUUCUGUAAUACGAUUCAGCGUCCGUCAAAUCUACAUGCUUAUUUUGGUCCAUGUCUCCUGCUUCAUAAAAUAACAAUUAGAUAGAUAGGUUUCGGUGGUUAUUGUUUUGUCAACCGUUGACACGACCACAUCUGCUGCUUAAACUAGAGUUGGAACAUGCGUCCAUCGUCAAUACGAGAAUAAAUUGCAAAACGUGUAAGAAGAGCUUAGAAACGCGCAUCACUCGCUUUGUCAAUGACAGAAAGCGUUGGAACGAUCUAGCAUUUGUGUCUUUUUAGUUGGCGUUGAUUGGUAGCGUUAGUCCACGGCUGGAAUAUUGGGAAAUUUCAAAACUGGUUUUGGUAACAAUACAUUAGCAAACUGUAAGAUUUUGACAGAUACAGAUUGACUCGUUGAACGGCAGUUGGUGACGCAGUGACGGAUACUAUAUAUAUAUAUAUAUAUAUAUAUAUAUAUAUAUAUAUAGUGUCGACAUUGGUCUAUAAUUUACUGGCUUAGAACCUAUUUUAUUUGAAUAGAAUACAUUUCUUCAAUACCUAUGUUACCUAUACUAUCUCCUCAAUAACUAUGCCACAGUCCAUUUUGAAACCAUUGAAAUGCAUCUCUGUCAGUUCUCAAAGUGAAAUCAAUGUAAUAGUUAUUGAAAUUUGUAUGUGAAGUUUUCACUGGCACGUAAUUUCCA
This is a messenger RNA of Varroa destructor (honeybee mite), 7622 nucleotides long. Its product is annotated as 2-acylglycerol O-acyltransferase 2-A-like. Gene Ontology annotation, biological process: triglyceride biosynthetic process. Gene Ontology annotation, molecular function: diacylglycerol O-acyltransferase activity. Lineage: Eukaryota; Metazoa; Arthropoda; Arachnida; Mesostigmata; Varroidae. The record is from RefSeq and is a predicted model, not a curated record. Gene Ontology annotation, cellular component: endoplasmic reticulum membrane.